AUGAUGAACUUCAAGAAGAAGCUCGUGAAGCCUCAGGGCGUUGAGCCCACCGAGAUCGAAAAUGAAGUUGCCAAGUGCCUCUUCGAUAUCGAGACAAGCAGCCAGUCGGACUUGAAGGGCGAUGUCCGCCACUUGGUGAUUAGCUCCGUGAAGGAGGUGGAGGUGCCUCAGGGCCGCAAGAAGGCGCUGGUUGUCUUCGUCCCGUACGCUGUCUACCAGAAGACGGUGAAGAAGAUUCAGGGCCGCCUCGUUCAGGAGUUGGAGAAGAAGCUGAAGAAGCACGUCGUCCUCGUGGCCCAGCGCACCAUGCUCCCGCUUGACUUCAAGCGCAAGGGUCUCAAGGUCCGACCCCGGAGCCGAACCCUCACCUCCGUUCAGGAGAGCAUGCUCGAGGACAUCGUCAGCCCCACAGAAAUCGUUGGCAAGAGACUGCGCGUGCGUGUUGACAACACCAAGACCCUCAAGGUUCUCCUUGACCCGCGUGACAAGCAGAAGGACAACAUUGAGGACAAGUUGGAGACCUUCGCCGCGGUCUACAAGAAGCUGACCAACAAGGAUGCGGUCUUCGUCUUUCCUCAGCAUGCCUACUAG
This is a messenger RNA of Besnoitia besnoiti, 591 nucleotides long. RefSeq names its product ribosomal protein RPS7. Bases 1 to 591 code for a protein of 196 amino acids. The record is from RefSeq and is a predicted model, not a curated record. Gene Ontology annotation, cellular component: cytosolic small ribosomal subunit; 90S preribosome; ribosome. NCBI's taxonomy places the organism in Eukaryota, Apicomplexa, Conoidasida, Eucoccidiorida, Sarcocystidae. Gene Ontology annotation, molecular function: structural constituent of ribosome. The transcript is spliced from 3 exons. Gene Ontology annotation, biological process: rRNA processing; ribosomal small subunit biogenesis; translation.